Leptopilina boulardi is the source of this 6930-nucleotide messenger RNA. RefSeq names its product protein ELYS (gene Elys). The record is from RefSeq and is a predicted model, not a curated record. The transcript is spliced from 7 exons. Bases 288 to 6794 code for a protein of 2168 amino acids. NCBI's taxonomy places the organism in Eukaryota, Metazoa, Arthropoda, Insecta, Hymenoptera, Figitidae.
UUCACUUCACACUUAUAACAUCGGGUUUUGAAAUGACUUUUUAUGUAUUGUAUGCAAAAUAAAACUUAGUUUAUAUGGUUUGUGAAACGUUACAAAAUUAUAUUAUCGUGAUAAUUAUUACUCAAAGUACACGCUAAAUUAUAAUAUCAUUUUGAUAUUGUAUCUUUAGAGUUUGACUAGUGAAAAUUGCUGUAAGUUGAUACAAACAUAACCUCUAGAGUAUUGUUCAAACGGUUUUUAAAACACAGUUUUUUACGUCAAUGGGGUUGAAAACCUUAUAUUAAAUCAUGAAGGAGCUGGAGGAUACAAACUGCGAAAAUCGCAGAAUUAUCGAACUUCAAUCGUCUAUUUGGGAUCGACUUAGUGCAACAUCAGAAGAUGAACAAUCACCGGGUAAUGGAGCAAAUGAUGCAUUUGAAUCCAUAAAACCGUUGGGUGGCUUUUUAGAUGGAACAAAUCAUGCUUGGUUAAGUUUUGGUAAUCGUUUAAUUGUUCUAAAUGCAAGAACAGGAGAAAGCGUUAGUUCGUGGAAUUUUAGAUAUCGAAUAACAGCUGUUUCUCCAUUUCCAACACAAGCAGGACAACUUCCUUUGCUAUUAAUAGGUCUCGAUAAUGACGCUCAAAAAAUUAAAGACUCUAUUGGUAUGAUUUGUGUCUUCAAUUGCACAACUUCACGUAUUUUAAGAGUCAUACGAGUUCCAUGUGGUGUAGAACAAAUUUGUGUGAUAAGCGGAGGUUCCGAGUGGGAAGAAUUAUGUGAUGAAAAAGUAGCAACAAUUUUUGGAAGUAAUUCAGGUGUGGCGUGUGUUGCUUUACGCAAUUUUGAUUAUCUUAUUAUUGAUCUUCAACGAUCAUCAUGGGACAAUGUGAAUCCUUAUCUUGUAACGGAUGAAUUAUCUCCUUAUGAGAUUGAACUUCCUAAUUCUAAAGGAUCUUCCUCUUCAUCGAGACGUUCUUGUAUUAAAGAGAAACAUUCAGCUUACAGUUUAAUUAAUAGUCGAAUUGAUAAAUAUAUAGGUUUCAAUCGGGAGACGUUUGAGUUGAUGAACCUCCCAGAGGAGAAAUUGACAACGUCGCUAAUAAAUUCAAAGAAAAUAGGAUGCCUAAUAGCAGGUUGCCUUGGACGUGUUAUAUUAUGGCAAAGUGAUGGUUCAAUUGGUUGGAUAAGUCCAAAAUUUGAUGAUAAUAUGUCAGUGAGUCAUUUGGCAUUAAUAGAACCAGUUGAUGAUCCAAGACCAUUUUAUUAUCUCUGGAUAACAUGUGAAGAUGAUUCAGGUGUUGCAGCUCCAGUUCUUCGAAUGUAUGCGAUGCUAUUUGAUAAAAAAUCAUCAUCAUCAUCAUCAGAUAAUGAUGAAAUGAAUUUUAAACUUGAAGGUGAUCCAAGUUUAAAAUUUGAAAUUGAAUUAGAUGAAGGCGAUACAAUUAGUUGUUUAUUACCAAUUGAGAGGGAGAAUAUUAUUGAUCAAAGUGAUAUGUCGUCACGUCGUGGUGAAGAAAGUUUAUUAUUAAUUGGCACAAAUAAUCGUAUGUUAUUAUUUGAUUUAAAUCAAUGGUAUCGUGAACAAAUGCCAUUAACAGCAUCGGAAUGUUCUAAUCAAAAUAGUAUAUUGGCAAGUUAUAGAACUGGUAAUUUGAUGCCAACAUCGGUAAAAGAUUUAAUUGUCAGUACAAUUUAUGUUCCAUCAUCAAUUAAGGAAUUUGUUAAUUGUGGUCCAAAUGUAAUGGAGGAAUUAUUUUUUCCAAAUUCGUUAUCAUUUGAAUGGAUUGAAUUAAGUGUGAGUAAAAUAACAUUUUGGUUGACGAGAGGUGUACAAGCGGAUUUAUUGAGAAAAAUUGUGAUUAUGGGACCUGUUUCAUUAAUUCAACCGAUUGAUUUAUAUCAUCGUUGCAUUGCAGCUGGACUUGUACCAUUUAAUGUUGAAUGUUCGUUUAAUAGCGAUCAUAAUAAACAAAGGGAAAUGUUACUCUCUUUGUGUUUAGAGCAAGGUUGGUCGCAUUUUUUGGUUAAAUGCGCUAAAGAAUGGUCUGAUGGUAGUGCAUCGUAUUUGUUUCCUGCAUUUAUCCGCUGGAGUAUUCAACGUGGUACGUCGAUUAAAAUUUAUGCUGAUCAAUUAAGUGCAUCGCUUUUUGAUCAAUCGGGCACAAAAAUUGGUGAGGCGGAGGCAAAAAUUUUACGAUUUUGUUGUCAACAACUUGAGUGUUUAUCAAUUGUUGUUAAUGAAUUGAAUGGAGAUUCGAUUGAUUUUAUAAGACAACAAAGAGCAUUGAAGAGAGUUGCAAAUUAUUUUCAAGUUCUUCUUUGGUUUCAUGAUAUGGGAUUACUUCCGGAAUUAUUGGAGAGUGAUGAUAGAAUUUGUUAUCCUUAUCAAAGACUCAUGGGAAUGUAUAGAGAAAGAAGGGAGAAAUUAAACGCAAAGAGAAAUAAAGAAGAGGAUUGUCUUUUUAUUGAUAAUUUGAUAAAUCGAGAAUGUUCAUUAUUAAAAUCACAAUGGGAAAAGGAAGGUGUUGACGUUGGUUCUGUGGGUGAAUAUCCAGCGCCUUCUUUACAAUCUCUUAUUCGUUGUUAUUUGGCCGAUUGUCAUGAGGAUGAAUACAUUGAUUUAGAGAAUAAACAUCAAAUUAUUUAUUAUUUUCUCUUGGAUUUAUCAAUGUUUUUAAAAGAUUCAUGUGCAAUUAAAAAUCAACUUAUUAAAUAUCCAGCGGCUUUUAAAUUGAGUCCAAGUCUUAUAAAACUUGUUCAAGCAUUUUGGCUACUUGAUCAUGAGGAUUAUCAAGGUUUUCUCGAUGUUAUCACAAUGGAACUAAUAUUGGAAUCUGAUAUCAAAGAUUGGCAUCAUCAAUUGGUGAUUAAAAAUUUAGUUCAUGAGAAUCAGCAUAAAAUGGCUUUGAUCUAUUUGAGAGUGAGGAAACCACCUUUAAUGUCAGUUGAGGAACAAGAGACGGUAAUUAGUCUUUCCGUUGAAUAUGGUUUGGUACAAUCAGCAUUUCAUUGUCGGCCAUCGUCACAUUAUUCACAACUUCUUAUGAGAUUUUUCCGUGCUUGUAAAAUUUAUGGAAAAUUAGCGGAAAUUUUACAUUUAUCUUUAAAUAAAGAGGAGGAGGAUGCGUUUAUUAAAUUUCUCGAGGAGGACAAAUGCGAGGAGACAAAAUUAAUUUAUUAUCUUCAACGUUCACGUCAUUUGGAAGCGAGUCAAAUUUCAUCAAGUUCACGUUUUGCUCUUCAAUUAAAUGAACCAAUAUCAUUAAAUAUGUUUAAAGCGUACAAUAACACAUUACCCGAUAUUACGAGACGUUUUACUAAUAGUCAAAUGAAAAAAAAUUCCGAUAUUGAUGAUACACGAUAUCCAAGGCCAAUGUCACACGCUAGAAGUUAUAAUAGAGUUCAGGGAAUUUAUGACACUGUGAUUAGAAAGGCAAAGGAGACAUUUAAUCGUGGUGAAAGAAUUCAGGUACCUUUUGUGAGUGCACCUUGUAUGUCAUUGAAAAUUCAUCCACCAAGCAGUGUUGUCAAUUGUGUUCAAUUUAUGGAGAAAAAGAAACGUCCAAUGGAGAGAAAAGAAGAGGAAGAUGAGGAUGACGAUGAAGAAAUUGAAUUGACCGAGACAAAAAGAAUUAAACUUUCUCAGGAACAAUGUAGAAGUUCAAAUAAUCAGAAAAGAGAUCAAAUAAAAUUCAAUAAAAGUUUAGAUAAAUCUACAUUGGGUAUUGAUGCAUUAUUCAACACACCAUUGGUUAAAUGUAAAACAAAAUUCACAAAUCCAAUAGGUACAUCACUUGAAACACCGCAUUCAAUUCUCAAAAUUCGUCAAUUAAUCCGACUUUCUGAUUCGUCGAGUCUUAAUAAUACUCUUAAUGUUGAUUUACCAUCUGAGGCAAUUAGUGAGAAAAAACCAAGACAAAUUCGUUUCAGUGUGAGUCAAUUAAAUGACGAUAGUUUUGAUACAAGUGGCGUUAAGGCAAUUAAUGAUUCUAAAGAAAUAAUUGACGAAGAACCAUCGGAAAUAAGUGAGGAACAUUUCUUUAGUCCAAGUGUCAGUGUACGAUCAGAAGAGAGUUCAAUAUUAUCCGAUACGAGUAUUACUUAUCCUGGACCAAGACCAAGACCAGGAUUACAAAGACGUAGUGCUAAUUUAUCAUUAGCUAAUUUAUCCUCUUUACCUGGAACACCAACAUCACAUUCAAUAUCCAGUAAAGAUGUUUCAAAUUCAAAUGAUAGUUGUAAAAGUUAUCGAACAAAAGAACCACAAUCAAUUUAUUCAUCGCCAAUAUUGUCAGAUUCAAGUUAUGAUGAAAAUUUCAAAACGACACGUAUCACAAAAUCAAUGUCAUUUACAUGUGUCGUGAAAACUGUCGUUGAAGAAAUGGAAAUUGUCAAUGAGAACAAUGAAGAAUUAAAUGACACUGUUGUUGAAGAUGUGAGCAUUGAAGAACUUGAUAUUCCUGUUAGAGAAGAAUCUAACAUUAGUCAUAAAAUGAGUAAAGAAAAUGAUAGAACGAUUGAAAUUAAUUCAGACGACGAAGUUGAAAUUAAUAAUGAAAAAUCGACAAAAGAAGGUGAAAUAAUUAACGGUGAGAAUGUUCAUGAUGAUAGUAAAGUUCAUGAAGAUACAAAUAGAAAUAUUCUUCCUGAAGGAACAAUAAUGGAUCAUUCUCUUGAUAAUGAUGGAAAAGAAUUGGAAGGUGAGAGUUCAGAUGAAUUGGAAAUGUUACCAUUGAAAGAUUAUGAAGACGAUGUUUUUGAAAGUUUAUCAAACAGUACUGCUGUUGAGAAAUCAGUUUCUAAGGAUAUUUCUCAGAAAAUUGAUUUCUCAAAAUUAGAUAAUGAAUCGACAAUGAUUCUCAAUCAAAGUUUAUCAGAUAGUGAAAAAAUUGAUGAAUUUGAAAAAAUAAAUCCACUGGAAGUUGAAUUAAAAUCAGAUGUUUCGAAAUCCGAUUCUGCUUAUUUAAGUAAUUAUAAUACAACAUCCCUUAUUGAGAAUCCAUCGGAAGAAAUAAUAAAUCAAGAAAUUGAAAAAAUUUCAAAACGAAGAGUUUCACUUCGUAAUACGCCAGUUAGAGAAAUUCGAACAAGAAGAGCAUCUUCGAUUGUUAAAGAAAAUCUAAUAACUGAUGAUUCUUCUAAAAUUGAGGAAAUUAAAAAGAAACGAGAGACAAGAUCACAAAAAACUCCAGAAAAUAUUGAUGAAAGCACACGAGAAACAAGAGCACAAAAAGUAAUUUCAUUAUCGAAUAGUAAAAUAAUUACAACUGAUGAGAAAAUUUCCAAAGGUAGGGAAAUAAUACAAAAAACAUUAUUGGCUAGUCAGGAGAAUUUAGAGGAGAGUUCAACAUCAACGCCAAGAAGAUCAAGAAGAGCUUCUUCGGUUACGAAAAUAAUUGACUCCGAUGAAUUGGAAAAGAAAGCCGUUCGAUGUAAAACACCUUUGAGAGAAACUAAACGAAAGAAUGAAGAAUCACAAGUGGAAGAAGUUCGAACAAGACGUGGAAGUUCGUUAGCUAAAGAAAUUUUAUCAUCAACCUUAGAUCAGGGAAAUAAAUCAGGAGGUCGAAAAAUCUCAAUUGAAUCGGAAGUUACACAAGUUACACCAAAACGUGGUCGUCCAAAAAAAAUACAAGAAAUUUCCUCUCAAGAAAUUGAAAAGGAAGUGGAAGAAACAUCACGAGCUGUGAGAAGAAAUACGAGACGAGCGGCAUCAGUGCAAAAGGAUUUGACAUGCAUCGAGGAAAUUGCAUCCAAAACACAAGAGUCAACAAUUUUGGAACCAGUCGAAAUUGACACCACUGAAACAAUUAAAAGAACAACGAGAUCUAGACGAGGAAAUUCCGUCACGAAGGAAGUUCCACUGCCACGAUUAACAAGAGGAGCUUCUCUAACAAAAGAAAUUGUAAAUCCCGAACCAGUGGAAACAGUGAGACAAACAAGAAGACGAGGAAAUUCUGUGCCAAAAGAAAUUUCACUAGUAAAAACGAAACGAUCGUCAGAAAAAAUAAACGAAGAAGCAUCAAAUGAAAAUGAAGAAUCAGAAAUAAAAAUUAAAAAUACAACAGAAGAAAUAAAUAUUCCUCCAACUAGAAAACGAACUCGUUGUCCAUCGGUUCAAUCGAUACCUGAAGAAGUUGAAGAAAUUUUAAAUCUACCAACAAAAAGUAAAUCAACGAGAGCAACAGCUGUUGAGAAGAAAAAAAAGGAAAUUUUACCAAGAUCGAGACGCGCUGCAAGUGUUGAUUUACCAAGUGAAACUAAACGUUAUACACGUAGUACACGAUUAAAAGAAUCUGAUGUGAUUUUAGAGGAGAGUCGAGAGGAGGAAGAAAUGAGAUCGAAUUCACGUGUUGUUAGACAACAUUCCAGAAGGAAAAGAGCAGCUUCUGAAACAAGUGCCGUUGAGGAGAAAAAAGAAGAAGAAUCGAAAGUGGAAAAACCAAGAAGAGGAAGAAAAGCAUCGCAAAAAGAUGAUGCUAGCUCUGAAUUUGCUUUUUCGCCGCCUGAACAAACAUCACCGCCAAAAGAUAAAAAAGGAUUAAGUCAAGUACACAAUUUUGUUUUUUCACCACCGCAUACCAGAUCGAAACAAACAAGCCUCCCUCCUAGCAGAUAUAAAAGUUUCAAACCAAUCUUAACUGAAGUGGAAAUGGAAGAAGAUGCUGAUGAUGAAUUAUCAAGAGCUGUUGUGGAGGAAAAAAAAGAAUUCCAUGAAGAUUGUAAGGAAUCGAGAAAUCCUAUUGUCUGGUUUGUUCCCACAAAAUUAAACUCAAGAAAUAGUUUUACUUUGGGUAAAUCAAAUAAGCGGUAAAAAUAAUAUUCAUUUUUUUUUAUAAAAAAUUAAUUUUUCUAUAAUUUUUAGAAAUAUAAUAUAAAAGAAAAGUCUACAUCAACUGAGUUUUGUUAAUUGAAAAUAAGUAUAAAACAUUAAAUUUACAGAAAAAAUA